UUGAAUAUUUGGUAACAAUAUUGUAUCCGAGAAUAACGCCCACAGCAAAAUAAUAACGUGAAUUUUAUGCUGGAGCCAGAAGCAUAGUUGUGUGUCAUCCGGCUGAUUCAUUGGCAGUGUGGCCUUUGAGCGAAAAUUCAAUUAGAGCGUAGUUUAUAAAUGCCACCGUCACAAAACAUGUUUAUGAGCUCUUAGCAUGAGCUCCUGCUGGAAGUAGUUUGGGAGUGACGUGGAGUGCUUUACACCGCUGAACAUAUAGUACAUAUAGUCAUAUAACAUAUAGUCAAGGGGGCAAGUUAUACGUUUCCCGAUGAAAACAAAUCCUAUCCUUCCCAUGCGCUUGAAUGCGAAAGAUGAUUAAACGUCAGCAACCCUUAUACCAAUAAAUUUAUAGAUACCACAAACUUUCCAGAAUGCUUUCAAGUAUAGGCUGCGCUAGUACAUAUGAGAUUAGAUUAGAGCGGAAAUAAGUGUAACAGUAAUAUGUGGUAAUAUCGAUAAAAUAUACGUUCAAGAUGAUUUGCGUUCAGUACGAUUUGCUAAAUGUCGCAUGAAAGAAUGAGCGCCAACAGACUGUUGACCAUCGGAUGUCUCGCCGAUAUGAUACGUGGACAUAUGUUGGAAAAACCGUUGGUACAAAUUCUGGGAUCGAAACGAAUCAGCAAUCAGUCCGAACGUGUCAAACUGUCGAUCUCUGAUGAGCUGCACCAGUAUAGUUUAACUGUUUUGGCCAAAAAUCUGAACGAACUGUACGAAGCCGGUCAGUUAGCAGAGUUUACUGUAAUUCAAAUUAAUCGUCAUUACUUCACUCCGAAUUUGAAUCGCAAUAUGCUUCCAAAUCUGUUGAUCUUGGACUUAACAGUGAUCAAACCGGGCGCUUCAAUCGGAAAAAAGAUUGGUAAUCCGCAGCCCUUGAUGGAUCUGGGAGCUGCUGGCAGCAGUAGUAACUUCGCUCUUCCGUCUAGUUCGAAGUCUGUCGGAAAUGUCAGACAUGACGAUUUGGUAGAGGACCUGGCAGAACUCAUGGCUGAUGAUGCCACCCCUAAUAAGGAAAUUGAAAUUGAUGACGAUUCGGACGCUAGAGGCACUGUUGGCAAAGCGGGCAUGUCAUUCAUUCAUUGCGACGAGCAUUUUAAAUUGGAUGAAGAAGUAGCGUCCAAAUACAUCAAUGCGUUGGAAACAACUCAACAAGAAACUUCACGUGAAAGUGUGGUAGCUAAUACGUUGGAGUACUUCGAAAAACCAAUGACAGAGAAAGUCUGCUUGACUGAGGAAAUAACUAUUAAUGCCGCUUUGGGCGCUAGACCUACUGUUAAGAAUGUAGACAUGCCACUCACAAACGAAUGCACCAUAGGUUUGGAUUCGGAUGACGAAGGAUGCCUCUCAGAGUUUUGGUUCAAAGGUAUCUACAUUGAACGCUUAUUUAGAAAACAGCGAAGUAUGAAGAAAAUUGAUCUGGCUCUCGUACGGGGCGAUACGCCGGACGAGAUUCUUCGAUGCAUUUGGAAGCGAGCUGAAAAAGUGGUUAAACGCCAAGUUAUUUUUGAAGGCGAAACUCCGCAUUGGUCCAAGAAACGCAAACCAGGAUUUGAGGACAUUGCACAUUUUAUUUCACUGAAAGAAACGACGAAGAAAAAAGUUUACACUACAUCGUCAAUUACACCACAGAUGCUAAAAUCUUGGAGGGAUAAAGCUAUCAACAUAUUCGUUCAUGUCUAUUCGACAGGCGUCAACACAUCUGUUCAGUAUCGACUAAUAUUGCGAAGACCGAUAACUCUCAGAAAAACCAGUCCCUCUGGCACACAUUACUCCACUGUUGGAGUAUUGAACUCUGAGUCAAUCAACUCAUCACCGGCUAACGCUCAGGACCAGUUGAUGCAAGCUCAGUCACCACCUCGAAAAUUGUCCAAAUGCUUCCAAAGCGCCGGUGCGUUUGAAGCAACUCAACAACAAGUAGCACAUCGGAAUACGAUAACUGCGCAGACGAAUAAUGAUGCUUUGAGUCGUGACAUCGCUGAUCUAAAAAAUGACGAAGGAUGCCUCUCAGAGUUUUGGUUCAAAGGUAUCUACAUUGAACGCUUAUUUAGAAAACAGCGAAGUAUGAAGAAAAUUGAUCUGGCUCUCGUACGGGGCGAUACGCCGGACGAGAUUCUUCGAUGCAUUUGGAAGCGAGCUGAAAAAGUGGUUAAACGCCAAGUUAUUUUUGAAGGCGAAACUCCGCAUUGGUCCAAGAAACGCAAACCAGGAUUUGAGGACAUUGCACAUUUUAUUUCACUGAAAGAAACGACGAAGAAAAAAGUUUACACUACAUCGUCAAUUACACCACAGAUGCUAAAAUCUUGGAGGGAUAAAGCUAUCAACAUAUUCGUUCAUGUCUAUUCGACAGGCGUCAACACAUCUGUUCAGUAUCGACUAAUAUUGCGAAGACCGAUAACUCUCAGAAAAACCAGUCCCUCUGGCACACAUUACUCCACUGUUGGAGUAUUGAACUCUGAGUCAAUCAACUCAUCACCGGCUAACGCUCAGGACCAGUUGAUGCAAGCUCAGUCACCACCUCGAAAAUUGUCCAAAUGCUUCCAAAGCGCCGGUGCGUUUGAAGCAACUCAACAACAAGUAGCACAUCGGAAUACGAUAACUGCGCAGACGAAUAAUGAUGCUUUGAGUCGUGACAUCGCUGAUCUAAAAAAUGACCUUCACAAAGCUAUCAACAUACUGCAGGGCAUGGAGCAGAAAAUGGAGAACUUUUCCACAUAUGUAAGUUAUGGAAUAUCGAACCCGCUACAUCUGUAGCAACAGUACCGAACCCACAACCCACAUGGCAAUGGACAUUCGACACGUCAAUUGCCACACCACGGAAACGCUGAGACAACAGGAACUCGAGGUAGCAACACCUGAGGAGAAUAACGUUGCCGAUCAACAUCGACGAUAUACUUUGCAAAAUUUAAUGAUAGUUUAUAAUAGGGAUUUAUAAUAGGAUCCCUAGUUUAUAAUAAGGUCAGUGAUAGGAAUGCGACUUCAGUCUCCAUCCAGUGCAAGCAGUAAAGAAAUGUUUCCAAUUUGUAACCAAAGAAAAUUAAAUAAAAGUGUAAUAGCGAAUAGUUUAAGUGAAAUAAUUUUUAU
Molecule: messenger RNA, 3120 nt
Organism: Armigeres subalbatus
Lineage: Eukaryota; Metazoa; Arthropoda; Insecta; Diptera; Culicidae
Exons: 3
Coding region: 544-2790 (748 amino acids)
Biological process (GO): DNA replication
Cellular component (GO): nucleus
Molecular function (GO): DNA binding
Source: RefSeq, a predicted model, not a curated record